AUGUCGCGGUUCCGACCUGCACGCGCGUCGUCCCCCAUGAAGCCGACGACUGCUCCGGCUGCCGCCCUUGCGAAUGGUCUUCUCACCGAGUCACGCUCUUCUGUGGCUAUCCCUGAGCUUGUGGGGCUCUCUCCCGAAGAGGUUGGAUUUAUUGAUGCCGUUAUUGAGCGCGCCCCCGCUACCGCCACAACCUUCCUGACAGUCUUCAAGGCAUACAACGACAUCCUGCAGGAACGAGGGUUAGAUCCCCAGAAUGAGGUCGUAUACUAUGGUAAGCUCUUGAAGCUUGGAACCCUGAAGGGAAAGAAUUGGGGGGAGAAGUGGAGUGCGAUCAAGGAGCAGCAGGGCUACGUGGCUGGGACGAGUGGCGGCGCGCGAACGACGCGGGUCACUCGGAAUACACCCUCUGGCAAAAUCAAGACGCGUCUGACCACUGGAAUGCCGAAGUCCCGUUUAGAGGACACCUUCACCCUUCAGUCGUAUCCGGAGGACACGGAGUCUGUGAGGACGGGCGAUAUCACAAAUACCCGGACAGACAUCCCUCAAUACGGCGACACCCCACGGCCGCUACGGCGGCCAUUCUCGCCCUCCAUCAACACGACCAACAAUUCCCUAGGUCUACAUACUGGGCCCCCUGCAUCGGCCUUUUCUGCAGAGACGCCUCUUUCUGCGCCUUUGCGGCGCGUGCUGCCAAAUCGUAGGCUUGUCCCUUGGGCAGACGACGCUUCUGAAGUUACAGACGAUGUGACAGUCUCACCAUCAACGAUUCCUCCGUCAUACAGGGCAGCUCUGCGUGGACUUCCGCAAACCAAGGAGCGCAGGAACAGUAUCAUUAACGAGGGCGACGCAUGGACUAAGAUCAAGGAAGCACAAGAUUACGAGGAAGCGGAUCACUUUCGAGAAGACAGACUCCUCGAGCGGUGUUGGGAGGUCUGGAAGCAAGGUUAUCAGUGGAUCAUUACUACUCAUGAACAAAUUGCCAACGCAAGGGAUCAUCUCAUUUUACGACUGGCUCUUCAGCGGUGGCAGCGACGCACUGAGACGUAUCGUGAGCUACAUAUGCGCAUCUCUGCACUCUCGGACAGGCGUCGCAUGAAGCUUGCCGUGCAAAUUUGGAAAACAAAAUGGAAGGAAAAGAGGCAAGCAGUGUGGCGCGAGUCGAUGCGGGCGCGCAUGCAGACUGUGCGCCAGAAGAGGGAAGCGAAGCUACUGAAGGACGCUUGGGCAAAAUGGCGGCAGUCGCACCGUUCGCACUUGUCGGAACAGCAUUAUGCAGAUCGACUUGUUGUGCGAUUCUUCAAGCGUUGGAGAACUCGCCUCGAAGACUUGGAACAGCUGGAUGCUGCCGUAGAUCAUUUCCUCUACGAGAAGGAGGAAAGAUCCGUGGAGCGAUGCUGGGACAUGUGGCGGAGGGCGAUGGAGAUGCGUAAAGCGGAAAGAAUGAUGGUUGAGCGGGUUGACCUAAGGAUUAUGGGGAAAACAAUGGAGGUAUGGAAGCACCGCGUACAUAAACAUCAAGUCGCGGAUGACUUCUAUAAUCGUGUCAUUUUAAAACGAGUCCUCGGAGCAUGGAAGGCAGCACGAGACCGGAUACGGGCAGGUCGUUCAAUGAUGGAACGUCGUGCCGACAAGCACAUGGCACGACAAGAUGAUGUCUUGGUCAGGGCAGUACUGCGAGUAUGGAAAGCCCAUGAACGUGGACGGUUACUAGAAGGUGUUCGUGGCGCAAAGCUUUUGAAACAAGCUUGGAGUGUUUGGAAGCAGCGCAGGCUACGUCUACAGGGUUUAGAAGACCUAGCGCUGGCGUUUUCGACGCGUGCAUCUUCUACUGUCGUAUCAUCUUCCUUGCAUAGAUGGCGUCAAGUAUAUCAUACACACCAAAAUGCUCAAUCUUUCGCAGUUCACUAUCAUUCAGCUCAGCUUCGUUUCAAGAUGCUUCUUGUCUGGCGAUUACAGCUGAGAGCCAGGUUGAGAAUGGUAAAGGAGGCUCGGCUCGCGCAGAAAUAUUUCCUGCAGAGGCGGUUUUGGAAACAGUGGAAGACCCAAUUCGCACAGAAAAAGCUGGACAAGAAGUUGGUGGACUUUGAGGCUCGUCUUGCCCGACGGCAUUUCCUUGAGUGGCUCAACCUUGCACGACGUCAGCGACAACGGAAAAUCGCCGAGGAGAUCGUCCAGCAGCGUAUCGACAUGCGGAUCAUGACACAGUCACUGACUCAUUGGGUGAAUCGUGUCGUCGAUAUUAAAGAUCGAGAGCUCGAGGUGGACCAGCAAUAUCGACGAAAACUUCUCGCUGGGUCUUUUAAGAAAUGGAAGGCACUAUGCAUUCGGCAUGUCGAAGAGCUCAGCCUGAUGGAGAGUUAUCAGGAUGUCAAGAGAGAGGAAAACAUGCGCAGAAUGUUCUACAAGUGGUUGGCAGGAGCCAGGAAUGCCCGACACAGGCGGCUAUACCUACAGCAAAAGGAGGACGAAAUGAAGAUGACGGUCAUCGCUGCUGCAUGGGAUAAAUGGCGCGAACGCUUCCUUGAUAUUCGCUUGCAGCCUAUGGCGGAUAAUUUCCUGUUGCAGAACCAGCAAAAUCUCAUGUUCCGCGCGUUCGGUAUCUGGCAUGCGAAGACCAGGUCGCUGCCCGCUGUGCGAUUCCACGCAUUCCAUGCCAAGCUGAAAGCUUGGAAAAUCUGGCGCGACGCCAUGCCUAGAGCACUACAAGCCCGACAAGCGCGGGAGAUGGACCGCAAAUCAGUCCUAUCGAUAACGUUUGAGAGAUGGCUUAAGGCCUACAAGACCAAGAUUGAGCUCAAGGCUGUAGCUCGUGCACGAUAUCUCCGACUACCUACUGCUGUUCCCCGUCAAAACUCAGACUAUCCGCGAUCGAAUGCUCCGCCCCAGGUGCCGCGGACAACCUUCUCGCGACCGCCCCGUCCAAUCAGCCCCCCAGACUCGGAAGCACUCGGACCUUCGAGUGUACCGCCUGCAUUCUCCAGGCCAUUCUCUGGGCGUGCCGGCAUCGCUAGCUUGCUCGCCAAGGCGCGAUCGGCCUCCCCAGAGCGUACGAAUAGGCGACUUGCGGAAUUGCGAGCCCCAACGAGCAUCUCACGUCCCAAACUGUCAACGCGAGCGAGUACUACCCGGGCGGCGAGUCCGACAUAUUCGCAGGCUUCUCUGGGGGCAGACACGACGGGCAGUGAGUUCCCUCGCCCCAGGUCGACUGCUUCUGCCGGGGAUAUGGGACGAAGCAGAUUGUGGCAUGAGCUUCGAGACAUCCAGUUGCGCUCCCGGCCCCUCUCCGAUCGGACGAAGUCUCGAGAGCUAUGA
This is a messenger RNA of Postia placenta MAD-698-R-SB12, 3312 nucleotides long. RefSeq lists its product as hypothetical. The record is from RefSeq and is a predicted model, not a curated record. NCBI's taxonomy places the organism in Eukaryota, Fungi, Basidiomycota, Agaricomycetes, Polyporales, Adustoporiaceae. The coding region runs from base 1 to 3312 and encodes 1103 amino acids. The transcript is spliced from 14 exons.